AUGCUAGUGCAGACGCAGGUACUGAUGCUAGUGCAGACGAUGCUAGUGCAGACGCAGGUACUGAUGCUAGUGCAGACUGCAGGUACUGAUGCUAGUGCAGACGCAGGUACUGAUGCUAGUGCAGGUACUGAUGCUAGUGCAGACGCAGGUACUGAUGCUAAUGCAGACGAUGCUAGUGCAGACGCAGGUACUGACGCUAGUGCAGGUACUGAUGCUAGUGCAGACGCAGGUACUGAUGCUAAUGCAGACGAUGCUAGUGCAGAUGCAGGGACUGAUGCUAGUGCAGACGAUGCUAGUGCAGACGCAGGUACUGAUGCUAAUGCAGACGAUGCUAGUGCAGACGCAGGUACUGAUGCUAAUGCAGACGAUGCUAGUGCAGACGCAGGUACUGACGCUAAUGCAGGUACUGAUGCUAGUGCAGACGCAGGUACUGAUGCUAAUGCAGACGAUGCUAGUGCAGACGCAGGUACUGAUGCUAGUGCAGACGCAGGUACUGAUGCUAGUGCAGAUGAUGCUAGUGCAGACGAUGCUAGUGCAGACGCAGGUACUGAUGCUAGUGCAGACGAUGCUAGUGCAGACGCAGGUACUGAUGCUAGUGCAGGUACUGAUGCUAGUGCAGACGAUGCUAGUGCAGACGCAGAUACUGAUGCUAGUGCAGACGAUGCUAGUGCAGACGCAGGUACUGAUGCUAGUGCAGGUACUGAUGCUAGUGCAGACAAUGCUAGUGCAGACGCAGGUACUGAUGCUAGUGCAGGUACUGAUGCUAGUGCAGAUGCAGGUACUGAUGCUAGUGCAGACGAUGCUAGUGCAGACGCAGGUACUGAUGCUAGUGCAGACGCAGGUACUGAUGCUAGUGCAGACGCAGGUACUGAUGCUAGUGCAGACGCAGGUACUGAUGCUAGUGCAGGUACUGAUGCUAGUACAGACGCAGAUACUGAUGCUAGUGCAGACGAUGCUAGUGCAGACGCAGGUACUGAUGCUAGUGCAGACGCAGGUACUGAUGCUAGUGCAGACGAUGCUAGUGCAGACGCAGGUACUGAUGCUAGUGCAGACGCAGGUACUGAUGCUAGUGCAGACGCAGGUACUGAUGCUAGUGCAGACGCAGGUACUGAUGCUAGUGCAGACGCAGGUACUGAUGCUAGCGCAGACGCAGGUACUGAUGCUAGUGCAGACGAUGCUAGUGCAGACGCAGGUACUGAUGCUAGUGCAGACGCAGGUACUGAUGCUAAUGCAGACGAUGUUAGUGCAGACGCAGGUACUGACGCUAGUGCAGGUACUGAUGCUAGUGCAGACGCAGGUACUGAUGCUAAUGCAGACGAUGCUAGUGCAGAUGCAGGUACUGAUGCUAGUGCAGACGAUGCUAGUGCAGACGCAGGUACUGAUGCUAAUGCAGACGAUGCUAGUGCAGACGCAGGUACUGAUGCUAAUGCAGACGAUGCUAGCGCAGACGCAGGGACUGACGCUAAUGCAGGUACUGAUGCUAGUGCAGGUACUGAUGCUAGCGCAGACGCAGGUACUGAUGCUAGUGCAGACGCAGGUACUGAUGUUAGUGCAGACGAUGCUAGUGCAGACGCAGGUACUGAUGCUAGUGCAGACGCAGGUACUGAUGCUAGUGCAGAUGCAGGUACUGAUGCUAGUGCAGACGAUGCUAGUGCAGACGCAGGUACUGAUGCUAGUGCAGACGCAGGUACUGAUGCUAGUGCAGACGAUGCUAGUGCAGACGCAGGUACUGAUGCUAAUGCAGACGAUGCUAGUGCAGACGCAGGUACUGAUGCUAAUGCAGACGAUGCUAGUGCAGACGCAGGUACUGAUGCUAAUGCAGACGAUGCUAGUGCAGACGCAGGUACUGACGCUAAUGCAGGUACUGAUGCUAGUGCAGACUGCAGACGCAGGUACUGA
Molecule: messenger RNA, 1899 nt
Organism: Sardina pilchardus (European sardine)
Lineage: Eukaryota; Metazoa; Chordata; Actinopteri; Clupeiformes; Clupeidae
Product: serine-aspartate repeat-containing protein I-like
Exons: 3
Coding region: 1-1899 (632 amino acids)
Source: RefSeq, a predicted model, not a curated record